ACAACGGUAGUAUACUCUCAAAUUCCUUUAGGCUAUAGAAAAAGGAAUGAGACGGAAUACCAGUCUUGAAAACAAGUCAAUGUGGUGGAAUUACUACUUGUCCAUUUCCUCCCUUCCGUUAUUUUAAUUCCUACAUCACUGGCUUUGCUUACGCUCCCCUCUGCCUACUAAUUAUUCCAUCACAUUCCCAUCUUCUUCCUACCCCCAUAUCAUUCCAAUCCUAACGUGCUUGUAUAGACCCCCAUGUAGAGAGGUAGACGAGGUCAAGGAGAAGUGGUGGAGGCCAGGGAGGGUAUGGGUGAGGUGAAGGAGAAGGAGGGGCUGGUGGAGACUCUUGAAGACCUUGGGAAGGGAUCUUCGGAAGAUGACGAGGCUGGGGAGCUGGACCUCAACGAGGACUUGGGAGAGGAAGACGGUGGUGACGACGGCGACGGAGGCGGUAGCACAAGUGAGGUUGCAGGACGAGGAGGAGGGAGCUCAAGCAGCAACAACAGCAGCAGCAACCAUGAUUCGGAAAGCAGGGGUCCUGAGGGCGGCGGCGAGAGGGUGCCAACGGUGCGGCAGUACAACCGGUCUAAGCACCCCCGUCUCCGGUGGACGCCGGACCUCCACAUGGCGUUCCUCCAUGCCGUCGAGCGGCUGGGCGGCCAAGAGAGAGCAACCCCAAAGCUGGUGCUUCAGAUGAUGAACGUGAGGGGGCUCAGCAUUGCUCAUGUAAAAAGUCACUUGCAGAUGUACAGAAGCAAAAAGAUAGAACACGAGUCCAGCCACGAGAGGGCGGCCAUGUCCUCAGUCUUUUCUCCCAUGAAUUUCCACAUGAGGAGAGGGAAUCAUGGUUUCCACGACAUGUUCUUCCAAGGAGCACCUGGCUCGGCACUGACCUCCAACACCGGGGUCUUUGCGUCAAGAAGCACCAGCUUCUUUCCCGAUGCUAGUCGUAUUUACGGCCUCCUCCAACGCCGGCAGCCUCCAUUACAAACCUUCGACUUCAAGAGCUAUACGAGCCUUAGAAAUCAAGAAUGGGCGUUCAACCAGCAUAACACGGCCGCCAGGGCAGGAGCCGUUGAUGACCAUGGUCCUCCAAAAGGGCUCGUACAGGAGAUGAUCUUAAGGAACAAGGACGGCAAGCCAACGUCGCAAUUGUCAGACGUGAUGGGCGCCAGUAUCGCCACCAACCUGAGGUCGUCGGCAGCGGCAACCACGAGCACCGCCGUCCCUAGGCCAGAUGGCGCCAUGGUCGGAAGCAUUAAUUGGAUAGGCAGCAGCUCCCGACCAUUCACUAGGACAACAUCGUCGGCGGUCACCAAUGGUUUUGAACAGGGCGAUCACAGUCUCUCGUUUAGAUGGCGAGGCACCGCCGGCGCCAGCAGCAAUGGCAAGACUAGCACAACAAUACCAUCUUCAGAACCAGCGGUGGUACGUGAAGCAGGUUCUCCACUCGUGUUGCUGAAACAGGCAGUGUCUAUGGCUCCUGCCAAACCUAAUGAUGAGCUCAGAAACGACGCAGAGGCGAGGAGGAUGAAGAUAUCGGUGGCGGCGGCGACAGCAGUGGUGGGGGAGAACGGGUGGACGCCGGAGUUGCAGCUAAGCCUGAGCCCCAACAUGGGAACAGACAAUGCAGGCAGGGGCAAGAAGAGGAACAACGCUGGGCAGGAGGUCGGCAGCGACAGUCUGCCACUCUCACUGUCGCUGUCACUACUUGGUGGUGGCGACGAUGGUGCUAGCAGGGAUUCCAGGAGGUUAGAGGUAGCGACAGGUAGCAGCAGCAAGAAGGCCGCUCUGGGGCUGAGUACUUUGGAUCUGACCAUGUCGAUAAAGGCAUUGGAGUGAGAUCUUUCAAGUACUUGUCCCAAGGCCUUCCAAAAUUUGCACACUGCACCAUGAGAUUAAUUAAUAAGAUUGUUAAUCUAAUUUAACCAUGCUUCCAGACAAAUAUACAUAAAUAUAUAUAUUAUUUGUUGA
Messenger RNA from Lolium rigidum, 1962 nucleotides. RefSeq names its product two-component response regulator ORR22-like. Gene Ontology annotation, molecular function: DNA-binding transcription factor activity; DNA binding. NCBI's taxonomy places the organism in Eukaryota, Viridiplantae, Streptophyta, Magnoliopsida, Poales, Poaceae. Bases 295 to 1830 code for a protein of 511 amino acids. The record is from RefSeq and is a predicted model, not a curated record. The transcript has 6 exons.